Monomorium pharaonis (pharaoh ant) is the source of this 15008-nucleotide messenger RNA. RefSeq lists its product as uncharacterized. The record is from RefSeq and is a predicted model, not a curated record. The coding region runs from base 1460 to 6040 and encodes 1526 amino acids. Lineage: Eukaryota; Metazoa; Arthropoda; Insecta; Hymenoptera; Formicidae. The transcript has 13 exons. Gene Ontology annotation, molecular function: protein binding.
ACAGUAUAAAAAUCUACAGUAUAAAAUUGAAUAAAAAUAUACAGUAAAAUUCUUCAAUAUUCCACGUAUUGUCCUACAAUUACUGUGUUUUUAAGGCAACAUUCUAAGAGAAAAUUCUUUCCGCGUUCAAGUCAGCAACGCGUAUUUCUUGGACACCCGAUUCGAAAAUCAGUAUCAACAUCGCGAACAAUCCUCGGGGAGUUCUCGUAUUCGUGUAUUGCGAUACGAUGAAUCGAUCGAUCGAUCGAACGGUACACGAGCGAGAGCGACAAACGGAAUCGUAAUCGCGGCGCAAUGCGAUUAAAAAAAAAAGAGACGAACCCUCGGCUCUUUAUCACCUUUUUUUUUUAUUAUUUUUUUUGCGCGAUCCGCCUCACACAAGCGGCCGCGAGAGCACCGAGCAAAGUGGCACCGACAAUCGAUUUAUCGGUGCGAUAAAGCGCGCGCACAUAAACACAUACACAUGACGCACACGACAUCGUUCCUCGAUUUCGUCUAGCUCACGAACUUCGCAAAUACGCGACUCCGAUGUGUUGUUUUCGCGAAACGGAGGGCGGGAUAUCGAUCGCCACCGCCUUUCUUUCGCGCGAUUGCUCAAUGCGAACGAAUUCCGGCGCGAAAAAAAAAGGGGAAGAAAAUUGCGCGCGGCCGCAACAUCUCUCCCGGAUGGAUGAAAGAAACGCGAGGUUCAUCGGACGGUUCCACCGGUAAAUCGUUAUCAGUUCCGGACCGGAUUUUAAAUGCAUGUGACGCAUAUAUUCGGCAUUUCGCAACAUGAUGAUGCACCUGUUGUAAACGGCACGAAACGCGAAGAGUUCAAGCUGUGUGGCACGAGAAAGGGGGAAGAGGAAAGGCGUUCAAGAUUUUCAAGCGAAAUUUUUUCUUCAUCUUUUUUCUCUCUCUGCAAACGUCUUUCUAUAAUUAAAAGAUUAUUCUGGGUUAUAAAUCUUGGGCAAACUUUUUUUUGCAUUUUUCAAACGAAUCUCUUUCCCACUAAGAAAUUAACGUGGAUUAUAUAAAUUUUAUGAGAGAGCGAAUGAAAAUUAUUCUUUAAAAGUAAUUUCAAAACUUUCACGUAGUAAAUUUUCGCCGAAUCGUUCACUCGCGGCGGAUUAAGUUUUUCCAGUAAAAUCGCAGUUUGGAUUUAUUCUGUUAAAAUACAAAUUAAAUAUGAUUACGCGAAAACGUUGGGCGAUUGUUACAAUGUCACACAAUACUUAUCGUUGUGGGGUGGAAAAAAUGUAUUAUUUGCCACUGUACGCUAACAGAAACGUUUUCUUUCUCCUUGUAAGGUUACCGUUCGGAGAUGGAAAAAAAGGACUCGAAGUUAGAUAGAAAUAACGAUGAAUUUUCCCGUUACAUUCACGUUAGUAAUAACGUGUUUGUAAAGAGUCAUUUGCAUAUUUGUGGAAAUGUUGUUUCCCAUCGCGACGUGUUAUGCAAGUGACGGGAGCGCAAAAUGCCUUCAAUCGAUACGACACGAUCGAUAAGAGUGCCUGGAGAAAUGGAUCGGCGUCCGUGGCACAGACCAGACGCCGCGUCGACGAGACACGCCGGAUGCCGAUCUACGCUGGAUGCGUCCACUGGCCUGACACUGAAAUCGUCCACCAUCGUCCACACGCGCGACAGCCUCGCGGCAACGCGUCGCGACGCGUCCAACGCCGCCGCUGAUGCCGUCCCGUACGAAAAGAAUACCGUCACAACAACGUCCGAUCUGUGCCCGAUCUCGCGGAAAGAACUCUAUUGUCCAUACGACGAACACGGACGCGACAUUAAUGAAGGUGUAAUGAACCACCGGCAUCGUCGCGGUUCCUCCGUGCGACGAAGGGGCGAUGCGACGAGAUACUCGGACGUGCAGGUCUCGAGAUAUGGUUCCAAUCAAAUCACGUUAGGAUUAACGAUCGGCGAUUGGGUGACGAAUUCUUCGUGGAGGAGAUGGCGGGCCUAUUUCUUUAUCUUAAUCUGCCUGUUUUGCGUGACACAGUGUACAGCUCGCACUUGCUCAGUCGGAUUAAGCACACCGGGAUGGACCUGGCCACAAGGUGAUAUUGUUAUUGAACAUGGUAAACCACUCAGGAUGUACUGUCUAUUGGAUCAGGAAAUCGUAGACCGUGAUUAUCCUGGCAAAGAUGCGGGAGAUCUCCGAUUCUUUCGUAAUGAUCAAGAACUGGAGUCAGAAUUUGUCACAGUAAUCAAUGAAACGACGAUAGAGCUGUUCAUUAAAGCGCCACCGGCUUCUGAUGACAUGUACAAUUGCAAAUUGAAACUAAACGGCAGCGAUUACGUAGCAGUUUGUCUCAACAAGGUUGUAAUUGGAUAUCCACCUCAGAAACCUAAAAACUUUGACUGUAUCUCCUACAAUUGGGAGAACUUUAAUUGCACCUGGGAGCCGGUACCUAAUUUCGUCCAUACAAAAUACGAAUUAAUGUUUCAAUUGCCUUCGAGAUUGGGAAUGUUAUAUUUAUGCCCUCUUAAUCAAACGAAAGAGAAUUCAUGUGCGUGGACCAUAGAAUCCAAUCCGAUAUAUAGGCAACCCUAUGCAUCUUAUAUUUUCAUAUUGGAAGUAUCUAAUGCUUUUGGAAACGCCAACUUUACAUAUCGUAUUCAUCAUUAUGCUAACGUUAUUCCGAAACCGCCUGCCAAUCUUACAUUGUUAAACAAAACAUCGGAGAGUGCAUUUUUGUAUUGGAGUCUCCCCUUUCCGAUGGAGACAUUUCCAGUUGGUGUGCAUCACAAAAUUAUGUAUCAACAUCAGUGGAAUCGUGAAAAAGAUUGGAAGGUCAUCAAUAUUACGCAGCCUAAGUGUAAAGAUCACUGGUAUUACAAUCUUACUGGAUUAGAGUACGCUAACACGGUAUAUGACGUUCGCAUUUAUUUAAAGAGCUCGACAGCUACAAGACCGGAUCGAUGGAGCGAUUUCAGUGUUGUUACAUUUCGGACUUCGCCAAAAUUACCCGGCGCUGCACCGCGAACUGAUGUCGGCAGCUUUGAAAUUGCUGAAAAUAAUGGUAACAGAGAUGUAUAUCUAUAUUGGCAAGCAAUACCGCAGAACCAGGAGAACGGUGAUAAUUUUAAAUAUCAAAUUAUUCACGUGGAGGAGAACGGUCGCAAGGUUGCAGUUACACCGAGUGAAACAACCAGAACAUAUGCCAAAUUGAAAGGAAUUAGUCUCAACAGCUAUCGAUUCGAAAUUGUUUCAACAAAUGAAGUCGGUGCUAGCAAUGACCGUGCAAGAAUAUAUGUACCAAAACAGCAAGAAAUACCGCAUGAACUGGCAUUCACGAAAAUCGCCUUCGAAAAUGGAUUGUAUGAAUUAUCGUGGAAGCCACCGUUUGUAGAUCCUAAACAUAACAUCAAGAACUACACGAUUUUUUGGUGCGACAACGAACGCGAUCGUCCUUAUCAGUGCACCGGUUACUUGGACUGGGUGCACGUUCCGAAAAAUACUACGAUCUACAACGUAACUGUACCGUAUCCGUCCAAAGUAUACCAAUUUGCAAUCUCUGUCAAUACCGAGAAAGGCAGUAGCGGCAUGAUAUGGUCAUCAUGUACGGUGAUUCAUAACAAGGUGCUCGGUAAAAUGAAAUCCGUUUGGAUUAAUCGCAUUGGCUCGGACUUCAUCGAAGUCGGUUGGAAGCUCGACUGCUCGGAUCGCAUCGGAAUAAUUGAGGGAUUCAACAUCUACUAUUGUCCCAUAAUGUCACCGUUGAAUGUCAAUUGUAACGGUCCCAUACUUAACAGCACGAUCAAGGCGGACGCGCGUACGAUACAUGGCGUAGUCGACAAGUUGAAGCCCUACACUACGUACAUGCUGAAUGUUGCGGUUUUGACGAAGAGCGGCGAAGGGUUACGCAGCGAUCCCCUGUACAACACUACUCUUGAGGCGGCGCCCAGCACCCCGCCGUUAAACGUGAGAAUCACCGACGUGUCCAAUACGACGAUGUUUAUUGCGUGGAAAAAGCCGUCGGCGAUGAACGGUGUGCUCCGUUAUUACGAGGUCUAUUACAACGGUCAAAUCAAGAAGGUGGAGGAGGGGAAUCACAUCAAACUGACGAGUCUAAAGCCGUAUACAAGAUAUGCUGUUAGAGUCGCUGCUUGUACCGUGAGGUGCAGCGAAAAGUCAUUUACGAUAGACGAGUUUACGAGGAUCGGUGUUCCCGGCAAAAUCAAUAUUCCCUUGGUACGCUUCGUGAAUUCCAGCCAAGUGAACGUCCAAUGGGAUCCACCGCAAGAACCAGCCGGUCCGGUAGAGGCUAUGUAUUACGAAAUAGAGUACGGAAAUGGCAUGAUCCAGAACGUUACGAGAACAGAAGUCCAAUUGCCGAUUCCUGAUUGCAAGAAUGUCGAGCACCGAGAGCAGAAACACAAAUUCCGAGUCAGGGCUGUUAACAUCAAUCACAAUGGCGAGAUUUUGAAAGGAUCCUGGUCCGAUUUUGGGGAGGGAAAUUGUUAUAAUAACGGACUAUCAUACGUCGCAGUAGUUAUUAUAUGGAUGGUUGGUGUCGUUAGCAUCACAGCAUGCAUCGCAUGCCUCGUAUAUAUGUUCAAGAGAAUGUGGAUAAAAUGUCGAGCGAUGCGAGAUGUUGAGGUGAAAUUACCGCCUGGACUUGCUCCAGAUGGAAAUAUGAAGCUGCUUGAGAAGAUCAGUGAAUCGCACAUACGGCAUUCGAUUGAGCGGCCGUCCGCCGACUCGAGCGGCUGUUCGAGCGGCCAGGAAUCCGUUACCUCUUCACUCACGGCGGAAUCCCAGGUUUGCAGCGACAGCGGCACCGAGGUAGACGCGGUGCACACGCCAUCCGACACGAAACUGAAGGGUCAGCCUGUUCGCGAGUUGACGGGUCAUUUGCGACAGAGGAGCACUACGCGGGUACCGUCUUCGUUAGCGGAGGUCACCACACCUUGCUGGGACUCGUAUGUCAAAGUCGGUGGUUCCGGCGAAGUGGCUACGUCUGACGAAACAGUAUCGUUGGCGCGGUCAACGCCUAAUCUGACUGAUAACGCACCAAAAGGCUAUCCGUCGUCACAGCAUGGCUGGUCCAGUACAAAUUACAUUAGUAUGCCAUCCUCCUCAGAGGCGCUGUUAAGCAACUCCAGUCUCAUUCCGCGAAAGAGCGGCGCCAACUCCACCGGCAACAGCGGCGACGGCGACAGCAGCAAAGACGAUGACGACAGCAAUGACGACGGUAAUCACGGCGAUAACAAUAGCAGUGACGGCAACAACGAUAGCAGCGAUGACAGCCGUGAUGCCUUGAUAUCGAUAAAAUUCGAUGAUGAAUUCGAGAAGGAGAAACAGAAGCCUAGCAUUGACAAGAUGCAGUCAAUCAUCGAGCUGAACAAGAAAAUAGAUAUACUGGCGUCACAUAUCAAUCCCGAUAAAACGACAAUGGCAACGCCGUACGUUCAGGCAGGUCUAAUAGAUGAAAUCAAUUCACCCGAGUCACUCUCCUACAUACCCAAGCACAUACAAGCCAGGAACAGCAAUUUGAUGUGCGGUACCUUCAAAAUUAAGGAUAACCAGAAUCUAUGCAAGAAGGAGUAUACGUCGUUCCCGUCGAACUUUCCUGUCAAUACCACUUUGACAGCGAGUCCAAAGUAUAUUUUCGCGUCGAUAAUUCCUGAAGGAAUGACGUUGCCGACUAUGGAGGCGGCGGAUCAAGAAUCCUUACCGCAGAAAACGCUCCAUGACCUGCACAGUUCCAACACGAUGAGUGAAACGUCGUGCAAUCUUGCAAGCUCCGUGCACUGCGAGUCGCAGCCAACGCAGGAACCGGAGAAAACAGAAUCGCUCGCGGAUGUGACUGAGGAUGUCAACGAAAGCGGCAGCAAGGACAGCGCGGUGCACUCCCCCGCUCCGUCUUGGCCGACAGAGAGGAAAGAUCUGAACUCCGGCUAUAUAACCAUCGCGGAUCUAUCGUCCACUUCGGCGGGACCAUCCUACGUGCGACUCGAGAUGCCGUCCUCCUUGCCGUUGCAAACGACGACGAGUCCAUCGGAUGAGCAAUACGCGGAGGUGACAGUUGUGCCAAGUACAGUUCAGUGAGGCGAGGAGAGAGAUGCACUAUCGUUUCGAUUUUUUUCUCCCCUUCGCGGUGGUGAUUAUUGCCGCUUGCGUAGACGGACGAAGUAAAUGCUGCACCACGAGAUUGCAUGAUAUAUAAGGUGGUGCAUACGAGAAACUGAAAUAUUGUACAUUUGAGUGUAAUCGCGACACUCGCGUAAAUCGACUGAGCUGAAUGGCUAAAUGAUCUUUUGUAACGGGCCUCGGAACGAAGUUUGUUUAUUGAAAAAUACGAAGAUAUUUAAGGGACUUUUCUCCUAAAAGGGGAUGUUUCAUAUUUGCUGAAAAUAAGACUGGUUCUAAGCAAAAGGGGGCAUCAUUAGCUUGGGAUUAAGUGAAUUGUUGAAAAUUCAUUUUUUGGCUAAAAAAGCUGAAGCUCUCAUAUUUAAAGACGUUUCCUUAAACUGUUAUCAUAAGGGAAAAGAGAGAGAAAGAGAGAGAGAGAGAGAUUUUAUGCAUAAAAUAUAUCCGUACAAAACCUAACAGAGUGCACAAAAGGCGCGACUUGCUGACUGAGGUCUUUAAGGAAAUUUCUUAACGAAGCGCAUUUUCUAUUCCAAGCUAGUGCCUUCUUGUUUGAUUAUGCUUGUAUAUCCGGUGUGAUAUAUGCAUAUGCAUGCGGCACGAUACGUUCGAGUACGACCGAAACGUCGGAUUGGCGUUCAAAGUGUGUACAUACCAGUACUGCGUUAUUUUUUUUUUUUUUUUUUAUACUAUAUACGCGAUGUCGACGCGAUAUUACUCCAUAAGUUAAAAUAAGUCAAUAAAUUUCACGAAUGCAUUACACACACACACGCACACACACGCACACUCACAUACACAUAUUAUACAUAUACAGGGUGUCCUGCAUAAGAUAUGAAAGACUUCAUGAAAAGAUAGACGGGAUAUAUGUAUAUAUACACAUACAUAUAUACACGUGUACACGCACGCGCACACAUAACGGGCAUAUGUAUGUAUGCAUGUAUGACUGGAUUAUCGAACAGCUUAUUGUUGUCGAAAAAUAAUUAAAUUAAGUCCACUUCAGACGAUCUAUAAUUCAGAAAUUCGGGCGUAAUCUAGAGCCUCAGAAAAUCCGACACUUUAGAAAAUUCACGCUUUUAACUUGCAUGUUUGCUUCACAAAUUAAUGGCCUUUUGGUAUGAUUUAUGCCGGUGCGCGAUACUAUUUGUUACAAUAUGAAGUUCCAGGAAAAGUGCAUUACUCCUCUUGUAGAAAAGCAAAUAUGUACACAACGUGAAAGAGCGGUAUAUAAAGUUUCUAUUUAAAAAAAAGUGGCUGUUUCUCAGAAUUUUCAACGAUGUCUCAUAAUAAUCGUGAUGCGAGUGAUAUUUAGCGUAAUUUAAAAUCUAAUUAAAAAAUUUUUUUAAACUUAGAGUAGAAAAUUAUAUAUAGUCUCUAUAAUUCUUUUCUGAGUUAUACAAAGUCUAAGUUCAGAGUAUAAAAUAUUUGAAUUGUUAUAUAUUUUGUUAUAUAAUUUUUCUUCCUUACGCUUUCUCCUGGAUCCGUCAAAAUUCAAGGUUUACAAUUUUAUGUGUUGUGAUAAGAGGUUUGAAGAAUCAUAGUAUACAUAUUUUUAAAAAAUUUUAAAAUAUGAACGUAUGCAGACACAUCGAAAAAUAAAGUACAAAGAAACUACAUACAAAACGCACCAGCACUUUCACUGCAAAAAAAUUAUAGAUCGUCUAUAGUUGGUAUUGGCUAGAUAUUUUUUCACAGCACAAUUUUUUCACUAAAUUCUUUAGUCGUGAAAAAUUUUUUUUUGCCAUUUUUGCAAGGGUAAACAAACUUUUUUUAGAACUAUAUUUUCUAGAUUUCUUUAUUAACGAUACAUUUACGAACGAUAGCCUCGUUUAAUCUUUAGUUAAUCGUUCGCUUCAGUCAAUGCAACAUAGUUAGCAACACUUAGUGUUAAUCUCUAUAAUUUGACAUAUUUUUCACUAAAUCAUUGAAUUAGAAUUAAUUGGAGACUAAAAUGUUAUUCUGUAUAAUAUCGAGUAAUAGGGGUAAAACAAAAAAGAGAAUAGAGUAUAACACAAAUUUACAAUCUUCUUUAAUUCACAUAGCACGCGAUUAAUUAAUGAUUAACGUCAUUUCGUAACGAUUCUCAAACGCUAUUGCGUUUAUAUCGUGUUGAAAGCAGCAAGUGCAUACAGAUAUUCUUUCGAUCAGUCUCUUGAUUUUUUCUAUCAACGAAAAUUCCAUGGAAAUGUUUCCGUUUCAUUGACACGUUUCAGAGAUGCUCAAAGAGAAACGAAAGUAAUGUGAAAUUGUUGUUGUACAGUUACAACGAUAAAAUGCAAGUCACAAAGUAGAUUUCCUAUCUUUCUAAUCGCGGAUCUACCGAAACUAUUCUGUUUUUAGUAACAGUCAAAUACGCAAAAGUUUGAAUUAUGAAGUACAAUUUAUUAUUUGUUCACGUAAUUCGAUACUUGGCUGUCAUGCAUAUCGAUCGCAACUAGAUGCAACGAGGUAACAGGCUUUUUUAUAACAGCGUUACAAUGUACAACAUACGUAUAACCGCGUAUGAAAACGGAGUCAGCGAUAAUAAUGUAAAAACAGAUAAAAGAGAAAAGUUUAGUGAAUGCACCAUGGGUAUGACGGAAAAAAAACAGGCGAAAAAAGUUGUGAAGAACAAAUAGAAAAUUUGAUACCAUAUCAUUAACGUAUUACGUAUCACGAGUUAUGUGUUAUAUCGUAACAUCAAAAUGUUGUAUUUUUCCCUGUUUUUUAAAUACUUAAAAAUGUUUACUAAGUUUUGAACGAUUUUUAGAUUUAUGCCCGUAUUCAUAGUCAGGCCUUAAUACUUAAGGCCUUCUUAAAUUCAUCUUUAGAUACUUUGUAGCCAAUGAAAUGUAGAGCAUCUAAAGAUAAACUUAAGGAGGCCUUAAAUAUAAAGUUUAACUAUAAAUACGGGCAUUAAAGCACUAAUACGUUUAAAACUGAAAUAUUUAACAUCUCUAAUUUAAAGCUAAAACAUUUUUAAGUAUUUUAAAAAAUGAGGUUAAAAAAUAAAACAUUUUUAUAUCUCGAGAUUAAAUACUUUAUUUUUUUGAGUGUAUAUGUUAGAUGUUUGAACGAAGCGAAUUGGAGAAAAAAGCUGCUUUUCUCCACGUUUCAACGUCACGUUUUUCGAAGAACGGAAGACUAUCCGCUCGGCUUUGGAAGGAUCGCGUGAAGGUGCCUCAUGCGUCAUAAUUAUUCCGGAUCAGCGCGGUUUAAUUAUCGCGCGGGUCAGAUGACAAUUAAAGUAGCUCGCGCGCGCGCACAGCAUACAAAUGCGCAAGUGACAAUUAGUCUCGCGGAACACUCAUGCUAUCGCAGCAACAAGGAAUAUAUGUAUGCAUAAUUUGCACGUACUUUAAACUAGUCAGACAUACCGCCUUCUUCCCACAGGCCUCUAUACUUCUAUACGUUGGAUGUUAAUGUUCAUUCGAAGAUUAUCGAUUGUACAAAAUUAAUAAUAAGCAAAAAAAACUAACGUGUCGGUAAAACGUUCGUUUUUUUUCCUUAUAAACUUGUACUGCUUAAAAAAACGAAUGAACUUUUUACUGUUAAGUAAAGAUAAGAAUUUUUUUUUGAUUCAUCGGACUUUUUAUGUGUAACGUUUUAUUAAUAUCACCGUCGAGCGCGAAAAUAUUUGUCCUUAAAAAAUGUUAAACUUGAAAAAGAGCUUUGUUGAAUCGACGGCCUAUUAUUGAUAUAAAAUAUAAUUAUAAAGGUCUAAGUGUGGUUCCGAACUACAAAUUUUAAUAAGAGAUGACAAUUUAAAUAUAAUCGUAGUUUUGUUAAAAGAGAAAUAACUCCAGCGGUCACUGAAGUUAUAUCGCUAAAAAUUAAUAAAAAACGUAGCUGUUUAAGGAAAAAUUGUAAUAAUUAGGAUUGUUACAAAAAAGAAAGGCCUGGUUCUUUUUGGAACACGUUAUUUUGCAAGUUUAAACAAUUUCAAAUAGAAGAGAGGAAGGUGACAUUUAUUGUCAUAACUGUGUGAGAUAUAAAGAAAGAAGAAAAACGAUUUUGUUUGUACUUGCGAAAUGAUACUUACCUGCUUGCGCGAUUGAACAUUCGCGAAGCUCUCAAAUCGAACACGAGCUUAUGUAUCUACUACGUUUAUUGUUGUUAUGAUAAACAUCGGCGUAAUUUUAUCGGAUAUUAAAAGAAGUGCUACUUAGUCUAUAAUUAAGUCGUGAACAUAAGAGAAAUAUGUCAUCUCGACGUGUUAUACAAACGCACGAAUGCAUAAGGUCUUUGUUUUAGCUGCACUUGUAGUUUCCGCGUAUAUUCGAGAUAACUAUAUAUUUAUACAUACAUUGAUAUAUAUAAAUUCAGCAAAAGAAUGCCUCCUAUAAAAAAGCUUCAGAAUUUAAAAAAAAUAAGAAAAAAAUAUCAGUGCUGUCGCUUUUUCAUGAAGUAUUCUUUUGAUGGCCUUUUACUUCAAGAUUAAUUUUAUCUCAAAUAAAAAUUUUUAUAUUUUUAUCAUAGACGCGGACGCUAAAUUUUAAAUCCGAUAAUUUUGAUUUGAGACGCGUUUGGAUCUGACAAAAAUAUUUUAAAGGACAUUUGUAGAAAAUUGUUAAAUCUCUUGAAUUUGCUUAGAAUUAUCAAAUUUUAUAUAUUUUUUUACAGACGCGGAUGCUAUGUUUCAAAUUUGAUUAAUUUUGACUCGAGACACUAUUGGAUCUGGCAAUUAUUUUUAAAAAUGUUUGUGGGAAAUUAUUACGAAUCCUUGGGAUUGAUUAGAGAUUAACCUCUCUUGAAAUUACUUAGACUCAACGUUAUAUGAACGUGAUAUGGUAAUUCCAUGUAUAGGUUGUAUAUAUUAUAUGUCAGUUUGUGUAGUUAAAAGCCAAUUAGAACCGAUGCCACACAGAAGUAGAUUAGCUACAAUUUAAAAAACUAACAUUUAUAGAAAUAUUUUUGAAAGUUUUUUUCUUUCAGCGACGCUAAUGAAUUUCAAAUGUCGUAUAAGAAAUUAAUUGAAGGAUUUCUGUCCAUUUAUGUCACAAUAUAUACGCAGAUAGAGAAAAAAAGUGUGUGUUUGGUAUUGUUAACUUAUGUGGGAGUAUUUAAUACAAAACCACAAGAUUCUAAAUCAUGUCUGCGACAUGCACGCACACGCAAAAAGACAAAGGGAGCCUUUAUUUAAAAAUAUAAUGGAAAUAACGAAUAAUGAUAAGAUCUUAAAUACCUGUGAUACACACAGAGUCAGAAUCACGUUCAAUUAUGUCAUUGAUCAUAGAUAAUGUUUAGAGUAGGUGAUUUUGAUCAACAUGUUAAAGAUAUUUUUACCAGCUAAAAGUUUUCGAAAUUAAAAAACUUAGUCUUCCUAGAUUUAUUCUUUUAUUUAUUCAACGAGAAAAGAUUUUUAUUACUAUUGGCCUUAAAUUUUAGGCUAAUAUUGAUAAAUAUAGUUCUAAAAGUAGCUAUUAAAAACGAUGGUUUAUGACUUAAAUGUAAUAAUAUUCUAUUAUUAAACGAUGGUUUAUGACUUAAAUGUAAUAAUAUUCUACUUAAAUGUAAGAAUAUUCUAUGAAAAUAUUAUAUUUUUUGGAAUAAUUCUUUGAAAUAGGAUACAUAUCUAAGAAGGAUAAUAAUUUUCCCUAAAUAUCUUUUAAAAUAUUAUGUAAAAAAGUGUCUUGAAUCCUAAUUAUAAAGUUUAAUGUGGAGAAUCUAACUAUGAAAAAUAUACGAUUCAAUAAUUUCGAUUUAAAAAGAUUAAACCGACUUCGAAAUAAACUUUAAAAAAUCAUCUUAUAAUAAAAGCGGUUACAUGAGAAAAAUGUACUCUCUUUAAAGUUUUAACUUAAAAAAAAUUUUUAUAAUAUUUUAGCUGGUUUUGUCAAUUAUCAUGAUUUGUACGAAAGUGAGAGUUGCAUAUUAAUUUAAAUUUACAUAGUUACAUACAUAGCUUUUGCCAGAUAUCGUGUAAGUUUAAAAGUAGCUAAAUUACAUUGGUUUAUAGAUUGAGUAAGAGGCGAGGAGCAAACUUGGAAAGUGCAAUUAAAACGAGUUGAUCUAAUUUUGUACUCGAAAUCCGUAUGACCUAUCUUAGGCGAAUUAUAUACGUAUUGUAUACGUAUUGUAUACGUAAUACGAUACGUAGAUGUUUUAUAAUGCACAUAGCCCAAAGUAUACUAGGCUCUAUUUUUUCCAUUUAUCUUCUCUUACUCUUGUAUUAUUGUCUACUGGUUACUAACACAUUAUGCAUAUGUUUAAAGAAUUCUCGAUACAGCGGAUAAUUACAAAAUAGAAAAUAAUACAGAUAAAAGAAUUCUAGAUGAAUGGAAAAAUAGGCGUCUACACUCAAAAAAGACGUAUUUAAUUUUAAGACAUUAAAAUGUGUUUGCUUAGUUUCGUAAAUAUUUAAAAUAUUUUAGUUUAAUACAGUAUUUACAUUUAAAACACUAAAAUGUAAAACCAAAGUCUUUGACAGCUUUUAAUAUUUUAAAUCUAAACGAUGUUUAAAACUAAAAUAUUUUUUAAUAUUUAUAAAAUAGACAGAAAUAAAAUAUUUUUAAAUCUUAAAAUUAAAUGCAUCUUUUUUUAGUGAGGCUGUAAUUUGCGUUCUUUAGCGGUAUAUCAUAUAUCGUUUAAAAUUGUCAGACAAGGGAAUGCGCCUAACAAGAUUUUUAACAAGAUAACAGUACAGUUUUUUAUACAUUAGUAUUGAGAAAAUAUGCCUGAGUGAAUACACACGUCGAUUAAAUCUUGCUCACGUCACAAGAUAUAAUGAAGUAUUUUGAUGCGACGAAAAGCUUUGUACAUUAGUUUGACAGCCGAGCAUUACUAUCUACUUUGUUAGGUUUUACAUAUCUAUCAUUGUACAUAUAAACGCAUAUAGAUGUAUACACAAAUACGUAUAGGCAUAUAAAUAUACAUAGAUAUAUAUACACUUAUACAUAAUAUAUCUAUUAUUAUCUAUUUUUGUUACGUGUUUAUAAAAAUGAAAAGAAAACGUAUUCUAUCGCGGAAUACCAAAUGUAACAUAUAGAACGAGAUUUUAGUGAAUGGACAAUGGAUUUGAGCGUCGUAAAGACUUACCAUCGGUUUUAUAUAUAAUUUAGAACAUUUAUUGCGCAUCUGUGUCGUUAAAAAUUUGCUAAUAAGUUGAUAAAAUUGAGAUCAUAUAUAUGAGUUAUGUUUAGGUCUUUUGUUUUUUUUUUUUUAUAUCUAUAAUCUAAUGAUCGUAUAAUUUAGUUGAAUAGUGCGUAGCUUUUAAGAUGUUUAACAUUUACUAUUUCAUCGAGUAACGAAGAAAAAAGAAAAGGGAAAAUAAUGCAAAUUAGGGUAAUUAGUUUGUACGAUGAUCAUGACAAAAUUAUUAUGCGACGAAAUUGUUAUAUGACGAGUGCACUCGUUGAGGCAGUAAAUGUUGACCGUUUGCUUUUCUCUUCUUUUUUAAAAAAUUGAUUUGAAAAAUGAUCCACAGAUUUAUCCUUGUUUAUGCGGACCCGCAGAAAUAAAGCGGUGAUGAAGUUUUACGCUUGUAACGAGGCAGUGCAAUGACUUAACGAAAUUUGAUUAAUUUAUGUAUAUAUUAUUACAGGAUCGUGAUUUUUUUACGUAUAUUGUAAUUCUGCCACGUACACACACAACACACCACACACACACACACGCAACACGUCACAAUUACGGGACAGAAGGAAUUACUGCUUACACAGCGGCGUGAUAUAUACUUUUUAACAGAUUUCUCUUUAUCUUUAGUAUUCUGUUUUUAGAGUGACAUGGUUUGUUAUCGAGUUUAGUUUAUCGAGUCGUUGGUAUAAUUUUACCAGCAUCAUUGUUGAAUGUUAUCUCACGUGCAUUAUUACAAGUGCAAUCCGUUGUACCAUCAAUUAAGGAUGUAUUACAUCUGUUUCCAAAAUAAUGGAAAAAACUUAUUAAAAGAUUACAGAUUGUUUUAUAUUAUAUUUGAAAGCAAUGAAAAAAUAUAGUGGCGAUUGUGUAUCUAGAUCGAAAAUUAUUUCAGUAAGAAGUAGAAAUAUGCUCUAUGAAAAUGAAGUAAUAAUAACAAAAAUAUGAAUUUUUUAAUAUAAGUAUUUUAAGUUUUGUGCGAGAUCAUUUAUAUAAAGUUUUAUUAUGAUGUGGAAAUAGUUGAUUAGUUGUUCUAUAAAUAAAUAAAAUUUACUUGUUUAUUUAUAGAACAAGUAAACUUAGAAUCGUAAUAAAAUUUUGCGUAAAUUAUCUUGAAUAUUUCAAGUAUCUAUACCAAAAAAACAAUUUUUGUCGUAAUUGUUUAAAUUUUAGCAUAACAAAAAUAUAUAUAACAAUAAAAAAUAAGGACAAAUAAAGUAAGUAAAUUAUAAAAAUGUAUUAUUUAAUAAAAAUAAAAUGUUGUGAUUACAACUUUUAUAUGUAUAUAGUUUAUUUAAAGUAUAAGUAUUAACAUACUUUGUAAAAAUAGAUGUAAUACAUCCUUAAAACUCACAUAUACGCAUACACGCAAUCAAUAUACUAUUUUCACAAUUAAUAGCACUGUUGAUUAUGUACGUCGAUUAAAUUUUUAUUGUCCCGAAGGAGUAAAUUUUGUACAGAACAUUGUAAAAUAUAUUUUUAGCGCUUUUUCUCUUUCUCUCUCUCUCUCUAUCUCUCUCUCUCUCUCUCUCUUGAUUUUAUUAUUUAUGUGCGCGCGCAAAUCUCUCGCCUCUGUUGCAUUUGUAUAAACAUAAAUUUGUAUAAAUACAUCGUAUUGUUAUUUCUACAUUGUAAUGCCAUUGCGUAAAUGCCAUGCCGUCGAGCCUUGCCAUUCGUCAUCCGGAGAGAGAAGAGAGCCUCCUUAAAAGCUGAUUUAUCCUCUUUUACUUUUCUCAAUACUCACACGUGGAUCGCGCGCCGUGAACGCGAGGGAGAAUCUUUUUUUCUGUAACUAAUAAUGACGUUGCUGAUGUACACUGGAGAGAAAAGCCAUUAGUUUGUAAUCAUUAAGCUGAAAUAUAUAUAACAUUUAUAUCGA